AUGGCGCCCUCCGCAAUUGAAGAGCAAACAGCAACAGAGCCGGUACUUGUGAAGCCAUGGAGUCGCCCUGAGCCAACCAAAGAGGAUCUGGAUUGGGCACCACUAGUUGAGAUUGAUAUUUCUCUUUUUGACCAGCCGGGUGGAAAGGAAGAGCUUGCAAAACAACUACACGACGCCGUUACGCGAGUAGGAUUUUGGGUCGUGGUCGGACAUGGACUUGGUGAUGAACAGGUUCUACGCCAAUUCAGCAUUGGAAAUGCAUUUUUCAAAGAGUCUCUGGACGAAAAGCGAAGCUUCCCAUGCAAUUUUUCCGAGGGCGAGUAUUUUGGAUACCGUGAGAACGAAAGAUGGAUUGGGGACACGGGAGUCAAAGACAACGUAGAAAUGCUCAACAUUCCAAAAGCCAUCCCGGAAUGGGACAGUGUUCCUAAGCAUAGGAUUACUCGUCAGAAUUAUCCUGAAAUUGCAAAGUUCCACCGUGACCUCUAUCAGAAAGUUGUUGAAAAGCUGUUCGUGCUGAUGGCUAUCAUUCUUGAGCUGCCCGAGGACUAUUUGGUCAACGCCCAUGCCUACAAUCAGCUUUCAGAUGAUCACCUGCGUUACAUGAUCUAUAAUACCCGCACCCAAGAGGAAUGGGACAAGGCACAGGGCUAUACCAAAGGCGGCCACACAGACUUCGGCAGUUUGACAUUGCUUUUUUCACAGCACGUCGCGGGUUUACAGAUUCAGACUCCAGAGGGCGAAUGGAAAUACGUGAAGCCUGUUGAUGGUGGAAUAACUUGUAAUGUUGCUGAUACGUUAUCAUUUUUGACCAAUGGCUUCCUGAAAUCAACAAUCCACCGGGUUGUCACCCCACCAAAGGACCAGAUUCAUAUCCCUCGUCUUGGACUGCUCUACUUUUGCAGACCAGGUGACCAUACCAUAAUGAGGACUGUCCCAUCGCCUUUGCUUGAACGCCUUGGGCUUCUCACCGAGGAGGAUAAAAAUCCCACCGGGCCUGCUGCCACAGGAACUGAAUAUGUCCGUGCCCGUGUCAAGGAUGUGCACCACAAGAAAGUUAUCGAUCGCCGAGAAAACACGUCUUUCGAAUUCAAGGGACUUAAGGUACCCAAUUAUUACAAAUAA
Molecule: messenger RNA, 1125 nt
Organism: Penicillium waksmanii
Lineage: Eukaryota; Fungi; Ascomycota; Eurotiomycetes; Eurotiales; Aspergillaceae
Exons: 3
Coding region: 1-1125 (374 amino acids)
Molecular function (GO): dioxygenase activity
Source: RefSeq, a predicted model, not a curated record